AUCAGGGUGGCGUUCAUUUAUCAAUCAAAGCCCUGUACCGGUGGCAGGCCAGUGCGGUUUCUUGACGUUCCAGACAUCUUCGUUAUCGGCGUUCCGUGUGUGGUUUUUUUUUCUUUACGCUGAUUUUGUGCCCAUCUGUGCAAGUGAUCGUGUGAUCGUGAGUGUAAAAAUGAAGCUGUUCGUGUGUAUGAUGAUGUGUUUCAGCCUGGUUCUUGGUGAUCCGGGCGUAAUAGGACCGCAGGAUGCACGAAAGGUGCGUAAUCCUGCUAGUGGACCGACGAGUUACAAUACGAUCGCACCACCGGAUAGUGAAACGUUAAGCAAGCUGCAAAAUCAAGUCGCACCGACGGUUCAAAUUCCCAGCAAAUCUCUGACCACGGUUAAAGUGCCGGAAGUAGCAUCACCAUUCCACACUGUUGCACCGCCGAGUGUAGUUCCGUCGCCCUAUCUACGGCAACCAGCGCCAGCGAUUGCUCCUGUGUCUGCCCCUGGACAAUACUAUCUGGCUAUGGUUCCACAAACGGCAAGCAAUCAUAUGCUGCAGCCUGCAACGACGCCCCUGAUCAUGCAGUACAUUAAUCCUCAGGGACAGCCUACUGGAGGUCUGCAAUACAUUCAGCUACUACGGCCGGUAGUUUAUCCCUACGCACCGAACCAGCAAUAUCAAGCGGCGUAUCAGCAAUAUCCGGGAUAUCUUCAGCAAUCGCCUGCAACUCUUAGUAGCUCACCGCAUGGUCCGGUUCCACCGACGCCAUACAACGUGUCGCCAACACCUCCACCGACCACUUCAACCACACAGCCCGGAUUCGUCCCGUUCCAGCCGGCCACCCAAUAUGCCCCGGUGAGCCACGGACAGCCUCCACAACCUCCGGCAUACAGCAAUGGUCCAGUAGGACAAUAUUCUAGCCCCGUUCUAUCGUACUAUCCACAUCGGUUUCUUAUCAACCCGUCGGAAUUGAAUUUCAACACAAAUGAAUAUGUGCCAUCGCCCGGUGAUGGUGUCUACAUCAAGGGUGUAAAGAGUAUUCGGGCUUAAGCGUCGGAAAAAAAUCCUUUUUUCUAAAACCCAAUCCAAAAGACAAACCGAAUAUCAAAGUACAAUCGUUAAUCCCACGAUCACAAACCCGUCCGCAGGUAUAUAGUAUUAACGGCCCACCCUCCUGUGACUGGGCAUGCAAUUUUAUUAAUUAAUUUAUAUCUGUUUUGUAACCUGUAACGUGUGUCGUUGCCUACCAGAUCCCACGAGUUCCAAAAAAUAAAUAAAUGAUAAAUUUAAAAUUUUGUUUGAAAAGAGUUUUCAUUACAAACUGUAUGAUGAAGGCCGCAUUUGGAGAAAACCUUUUGGAGUAAUUAGAAUGUGCUGUAAAACAUAAUAAAAAUUAAGCAGAAACAUAACACAUCAGAGAAAAUGUGAUAAAAUUUUACUUGAAGUUAAAAUAUUAAAAACAU
Anopheles funestus (African malaria mosquito) is the source of this 1449-nucleotide messenger RNA. RefSeq lists its product as uncharacterized. NCBI's taxonomy places the organism in Eukaryota, Metazoa, Arthropoda, Insecta, Diptera, Culicidae. The transcript has 2 exons. The record is from RefSeq and is a predicted model, not a curated record. The coding region runs from base 170 to 1036 and encodes 288 amino acids.